UGUUGUUCCAAUGUCUAUCAAUGCUUAACGUUUGACCUUUUGGAAAACUGGACAUUUCAGGAUGUAAGAAUCGUGACCUCAGCAAUGAAUGAAUACAUGAAACCCUCCCUGACCUGUCAUAGAAGUCCUCUUACAAAACUGAGUUAAUCUAAAACCAACCUAUUUUGAUACAUCCUGUAUCUGCAAUUAUGACUGUCAUGACCUGACCCUUUAGUCUCCCUGAGAGCAGUCUAGUCAAUGAUAGUGGUGUGUGGUAUACCGGAUGAUUCCGCACUGGCCCCCACCUCCACACCCGCUUCUCUAAAUGGCUGAGGUUGAGAUAUAAAAGACUGUUGUGGAGUAAGGACUGGCCCCCACCUCCACACCCGCUUCUCUAAAUGGCUGAGGUUGAGAUAUAAAAGACUGUUGUGUAGUAAGGACGAUGGCAUACAGUCUUGUGGUUCCACCUGCAUCACAUUUUCACACUUCCACAGUGAGUGUUUCCUUUACAUUUUAAACUACUGCGCAGUCAACCAGCAUCAUUUGAUAUGGAUAUUCUAUUUUUAAGAGUAUACUGUAUGUGUGAUAACCUAUAAAAUAUUGGUAUUUUUUAUUGGUAUUUAUGUGCAGAGUUUCAAGAAAAGAUGAAAAUCAACCUUUUUUUGCAUUCUUCUUUCUUGCUCCAGCUACAGUGGCAGCUGAGAAGCAUGGCCUCCAGUAUUCUAAGCCGCCAUCUUGCUUCCUCUCUGAGACCCAGCCGUGGGUUGUCUGCUUCAGGACCCCCGCAUCAACAAACAACCGCUAAAAGAGUUGAGGAAGUUGAGUUUGAUGGUCCUUGUAUGAAGACGGAGGUUCCAGGUCCCAGAUCUAAGAUCCUAGCACAACAACUGGAGAGUAUUCAGAGUGUUGUCCAGGUGAACUUCUUCUGUGACUAUGAGGAGAGUAAAGGUAACUACCUGGUGGACGUGGAUGGGAACCGCAUGCUGGAUGUCUACACCCAGAUCGCAUCCAUACCCAUAGGAUACAAUCACCCGGCACUCACAAAAGUCAUGACGGAUCCGAAAAAUAUGGGAACGUUUGUCAACCGACCAGCUCUUGGGAUGAUGCCACCAGAGCAAUUCUCUGAGAAGCUUGUCAACAGCCUGAUGGCAGUGGCACCCAAGGGCUUCAGCCGGGUCCAGACCAUGGCCUGUGGAUCCUGCUCCAAUGAGAACGCCUACAAAGCCAUCUUCAUCUGGUACAGAAACAAGAUGAGAGGAACUCCGGAACCAACUCCAGAGGAAGUAAGAACUAGUGUCAUCAACCAGGUUCCUGGCUGCCCUGACCUGACUCUUCUGUCCUUCAUGGGCGGAUUUCACGGAAGAACUCUGGGCUGUCUGGCCACCACUCACACCAAGGCCAUACAGAAGCUAGACGUGCCGUCUUUUGACUGGCCCAUCGCCCCCUUCCCCCAGCUGAGGUACCCCCUGGACCAGUAGAGGGAGAACGCACGGGAGGAGGCACGCUGCCUGGAGGAGGCAGAGGACCUGAUAGUGAAGUGGAAUCAGAAGGGUCGGCACGUAGCGGGGGUGGUGAUCGAGCCAAUCCAGGCAGAGGGAGGGGAUAACCACGCCUCCUUCGACUUCUACAGGAAGCUCAGGGGAAUCACCAAGAAGCAUGGCUGUGCCUUCCUAGUGGAUGAGGUGCAGACAGGGGGUGGGUCUACGGGGAAAUUCUGGGCCCACGAGCACUGGGGAUUGGACGACCCUGCUGACAUCGUCUCCUUCAGCAAGAAGAUGCUGACAGGAGGAUACUACCAGAAAGAUAGCUUUCAGCCUGACAAGCCGUUCAGGAUCUUCAACACGUGGCUUGGAGACCACACUAAGAACCUGUUGCUGACUGAGGUCAUAAAGGUCAUCAAGACAGAGAACCUGCUGGACCAGGCCAAGAGGUCAGGCAAGGUCAUGCUGGAGGGACUCUACGACCUACAGGAUAAGUACCCCCACUUGCUCAGUAAAGCGAGGGGCAUCGGGACGUUCUGUGCCAUCGAUGUUAAGGAUGAAGACACACGGAACCUCCUCCUCCUCAAGGCCAGGAAUAAGGGUGUGGUUCUAGGGGGCUGUGGAACCCAAUCUAUCCGGUUCCGACCAGCUCUGGUGUUCACGGAACACCAUGCUCAUCUCUUCCUGGAUAUCUUUAAUGCCGCAAUCGCUGAGCUCAAGUAGAGUCUACACAGGAAUCCAAUGUGGCCCUGCUCAAACAGACCCAUACACUGUCAAUCUGCAGUGAAGAGGUUGACACUCCUCCAAUCAAUCAAAUGUUUUUACAAAGCCCUUUUUUACAUCAGCAGAUGUCACAAAGUGCUUUUACAGAAAUCCAGCCAACAACUCAAAACAGCAAGCAAUGCAGAUGUAGAAGCACGGUGGCUAGGAAAAGCUCCCUAGAAAGGCCAGAACCUAGGAGGAAACCUAGAGGGGAACCAGGCUCUGAGGGGUGGCCAGUCCUCUUCUGGCUGUGCUGGGUGGAGAUGAAGGGUAUAUGGCCAUUAAGGCCAGAUGGUUCAUCAAGAUCUUCAUAGACGACCAUCAGGGUAUACACUCCUGUAUUUUACUGUACAUUAUUUCACUCCAACUCUUUAAGAAAAUGAUUUCCAUAAAUGACUGUGGGAUGAUUGAUUGCAAUGGACUUUCUGAAGGUCAAAUAACUGUAGACAUUUUCUGUAUAGUGUUUUGUGUACUGUACCUUAAAAUAAA
This is a messenger RNA of Oncorhynchus masou masou (cherry salmon), 2711 nucleotides long. RefSeq names its product 4-aminobutyrate aminotransferase, mitochondrial-like. Gene Ontology annotation, molecular function: pyridoxal phosphate binding. NCBI's taxonomy places the organism in Eukaryota, Metazoa, Chordata, Actinopteri, Salmoniformes, Salmonidae. Gene Ontology annotation, cellular component: mitochondrion. The record is from RefSeq and is a predicted model, not a curated record. Gene Ontology annotation, biological process: GABA catabolic process.